AGGUACAGGUUGUUUCCAGAUCUCCUGGGGCCAACUGUCAUUAACUACUCUGGUAUAAAAGAGGCUGACAUAAUUUCUAGUCUUAAUCACAAAAGCUACUGAGCUCUUCGUAUGUGAAAAAGUAGCAAAGCAGAUCAUUGACUAUUUGGAUGAUAGAAGAGACUGACAGAAGUCGUGGUAGAAUGAAAACUAAAGCUGUUGUGCUUUUUGCCUGUGUCAUCUUCAUGGUUUUUCUUAUUGUUGAAAUCGGGUGUGCUCCAAAGGGUAAAACCAUAGUGAGAAAUUGGGGCCCACAAUCAAUUCUAUAUCUCAAAGGACGCUAUGGCAGGAGAUACACCUCUGAAAAGGAUGAACAGUAUUACAAGCUUAACCUGGAGGACUUCAGCGCAUUUUUAAAAAGUAAUUUCUGA
Molecule: messenger RNA, 410 nt
Organism: Tympanuchus pallidicinctus (lesser prairie-chicken)
Lineage: Eukaryota; Metazoa; Chordata; Aves; Galliformes; Phasianidae
Product: spexin prohormone 2-like
Exons: 5
Coding region: 150-410 (86 amino acids)
Molecular function (GO): neuropeptide hormone activity
Source: RefSeq, a predicted model, not a curated record